Molecule: messenger RNA, 1260 nt
Organism: Cantharellus anzutake
Lineage: Eukaryota; Fungi; Basidiomycota; Agaricomycetes; Cantharellales; Hydnaceae
Product: linoleoyl phosphatidylcholine delta-12 acetylenase
Exons: 4
Coding region: 1-1260 (419 amino acids)
Biological process (GO): lipid metabolic process
Molecular function (GO): oxidoreductase activity
Source: RefSeq, a predicted model, not a curated record
AUGGCUCACGUUCAGCAAAAGCCCUACAAUGAGGACAAGCUCCCCCAGUUCACACCCAUGAACUGGUCCUUGGGCGAAAUCCGCGCUGCCAUCCCCGCCAAAUACUUCGUGCGUGACACUGCUCGGGGUCUCCGACACGCUGCGCGCGACUUUGUUAUUGGUGCCGUCUUUUGGUACUUGGCUACCUACAUUGAUCCCUUGGCCAAGUCGAAAGCCACCGUUGAAGCGUUGGGGACGAUUGGCGCUGAGGUCUUCAGAUGGUCACUUUGGUCCGUUUAUUGGUGGUUCCAGGGUUUGAACUUCACCGGCAUCUGGGUUAUUGGACAUGAAUCUGGCCAUGGUGCUUUCUCUGCCAACCGUACCGUUUGCGAUAUCGUCGGUUUCAUUACCCACACCCUCAUGUGGACUCCUUACUUCUCCUGGCGUAUCUCCCAUCAUCGUCAUCAUUCCAACCACGCCUCGAUGGAGAAAGAUGAAGUGUAUGUCCCCAAGACUCGUUCAGAUCUUGGUAUCCCUGAGGGACGCAAUGAGGAUAUCGACUGGGAGCAUUAUUUGGGUGACACUCCUCUCUACACCCUCUACAUGCUGGUUCGUCAGCAAGUACUUGCUUUCCCUGCUUACCUCCUCUUCAACGUCUCUGGCCAAAAGUCCUACCCCAAGUGGACCAACCACUUUGACCCCAACUCCGUGCUGUUCAACCCAUCUCAACGUAAUGCUGUUAUCGCUUCCAAUCUCGGUAUCUUCGCAAUGAUUUGGGGAGUCACCUAUGCGUCCACUGUCUACGGGACUGCCGAAGUGAUCAAAUACUACUUCUUCCCAUGGCUCUGCGUUUCUCAUUGGUUCAUCAUGAUCACUUACCUCCACCACACUGAUGAGAACCUCCCUCAUUAUCGCAAAGCCGAGUGGUCCUUCCAGCGCGGAGCUGCCUGCACUGUCGAUCGUCCCUUCUUGGGCUGGCAAGGUCGAUUCUUCCUGCACGACGUCGCGCACUACCACGUUAUCCACCACUUCUUCCCUCAAAUGCCAUUCUACCACGGAGAGGCUGCCACCCAGCACUUGAAGGCGUUCAUUGGCGACUAUUACGUUCGCUCUGAUCAGAAUCCUUUCUCCGCGCUCUGGCAGGCAUACAACAACUGCCAGUUUGUUGAGGAUGAGGGUGACGUCGUCUUCUACAGGAACCGGAAGGGUGAAGCUUACAGGAGGCCGGCCGAUCCUUGGUACACCCCUUCAUCCAAGCCUGCAAAGGUUAGCGCUGAGUGA